This is a messenger RNA of Pelobates cultripes (western spadefoot toad), 218 nucleotides long. The record is from the annotation of a GenBank genome assembly. NCBI's taxonomy places the organism in Eukaryota, Metazoa, Chordata, Amphibia, Anura, Pelobatidae.
CCUGCUGCUUGCUGCUGCACAUCCCGAUACCUGGCACUCACACUCUCACAGCACUGCUCAAAACCCACACACUGCAGAUGCAGGCCCUUCCUACGAAUCGUGUCAUCCAGUGGAAGAGGCUACUAUACUACUUGCGUGCAAGGGCUGACUGGAGGGACCCUAUCCAGGAUGAUGAUGACUGCAGAGGAAGGUACUCCCCUUCAUUGGGCAUCGGCUGA